CCUGUAAUUGGGGAAUCAGGGUACCUGGGGCUGUCACUUGAAAGGCUGAGGCGGGGCAGAGGAGGGAACUGGACCGGUGAUUGGUUGCUUUACACAGAGAAGGCCGGAGGGCACCCGGGUUGGUGCUGAGGGACACCAUAAAGGACUCUUAUUGGCCAAGAGAUCACUCCUCUUCCCUGAGAGCGGCUCCGCCUCCUCCGGUUCCAAAAUCUGGUCGUGGUGAGUCGGCAUCUGCAUCGGGCUUCUCAGCUCUUGGAAACGUCCUCCGCCGCAGGCGGUCGGAGGGGGAUGAGGGCCCCGGAGAGAAGGCUGAGCGCCGGGAUCGGGCGGCCACUGGAAGGGCGUCCGGUGACCUUCCGCGACGUGUCGGUGGACUUCACGUGGGAGGAGUGGAGGCGGCUGAGCGGCGCUCAGAGGAGCCUCUACCGGGAGGUGAUGCUGGAGACCUACGAGAACCUGGUCUCUGUGGAUUACCUGAGUUGGGAGCCGAGGUAUGAAGCCAAGGAUUCAGUUUUGACUGAGGGCAUUUGCCCAGAAACAUUGACCCAAGAAAGAUUGCCAGUGGAUAGUAACUGGUAUUCCAAGGUAGGGGAGUCUGAGGAAUGGGAAGUUAGAUUAGAGAGACAAGAAGACCACCAGGAGAGACAGUCUCCACAGGUAACAGUGACUCUUGAUAGUACAUUUAACAUGGUGAGUGUACCUGAAUGUGGUAGGUUUGUUAGCCAUUUUAAUGUGGAGCCUUUUUUCCCCCCACAUUGGAGAGGUGACAUGGAAGAAAGAUUCCAUAAAUCCAAUACAUUUGAAAAGAAAGCCUUUGGCAAGAAAUCAAAUCUUAAUGAGCACCAGAAAAUGGAUCCUGGAGAAAACCCUUUUGAAUGUGAUGUAUGUUGGAAAACUUUCUGGGAUAGGGAAACAUUCAGUAAACAUCAGAGAACUCACACUGGAGUGAAAUUGUUUGAAUUUAAUGAAUGUGAAAAAAGCCUCCCUGAUGGAGAAACACUUAUUGGACAUCAGAAAUCUCCUCCUGGAGCAAAACCCUUUGAAUGUAGUGAGUGUGGAAAAUUAUUAUCUUCCAGGAAGACCCUUACUUACCAUCAGAGAAUCCACACUGGAGUGAAACCUUUUGAAUGUGAUAUAUGUGGAAUAGGCUUUAUGCGAAAGGAAUACCUAAUUAGCCACCAGAGAAUUCACACUGGAGUGAAACCAUUUCAAUGUAAAGAAUGCGGUAAAGCCUUCUUUCAGAAGGGAAAUCUCAAUAGUCAUCAGAGAAUUCACACUGGAGUGAAACCCUUUGAAUGCAGUGAAUGUGGAAAAGCCUUCUUUCAGAAGGGAAAUCUCAAUAGGCACCAGAGAACUCAUACUGGAGCAAAAAUCUUGGAGUGUAAUGAAUGUGGGAAAGCCUUAACAACGAGGAGAACCCUUAUUAGCCAUCAGAGAAUCCAUCCUGGACUGAAACCUUUUGACUGUAAAGUGUGUGGGAAAGCCUUCUUUCGGAGGGGCAACCUUUAUAGGCAUCAGACAACUCAUACAGGAGUGAAACCUUUUAAAUGUAAUGAAUGUGGGAAAGCCUUCCGUCAAAAGGGACAACUUAAUAGUCAUCAAGGAACUCAUACAGGAGUGAAACCUUUUGAAUGUAAUGAAUGUGGGAAAGCCUUCUUUCGGAAGGCACACCUGAACAGGCACCAGAGAAUUCACACUGGAGUGAAACCCUUUGAAUGUAAAGAAUGUGGCAAAGCCUUCAGUGAGAAGACAUACCUUAUUAACCAUGAGAGAACUCAUACUGGAAUGAAAUCUUUUGGAAUGUGAAAUAUGUAGAAAAGACUUCAUAUGGAAGGAAAACUUCAUUAGCCAUCGGAGAAUCCACACUGGAGUGAGAUCCUUUGAAUGUAAUGAAUGUGGGAAAACCUUCACCACAAAGACAUCUCUUAUCAACCAAUUAGAAGAUCCACACCUAAGUGAAACGUUUUGAAUAUAAUGAUGUUGAAAAGCCUUCACUUGGAAGAGAUCCCUUAUUAGCCAUUGGAAAAUCUGUAAUGGAAUAAAACCCAUGGAAUGUAAAGAAUAUCUGAAAGGAAAGCCUUCAGUGAGAAGGUACAACAUUAUUCCAGAGAGAACUUAGACUGCAAUGGAAGCCUUUCGAUAUGAUAUGUGGAAAAGAUUUUGAAGGAUUACCUUAUUAUCCACCAGAGAAUCCACGAUGGAGUGAAACUCUUUAGAUAUAGUGAAGUCAGGACACUUUAAGCAGUGAUGUUGGAGUGAAAACUUUUGAAUGCAGUGAAUGCAGGGAAAACCUUCAUCGACAGAAGAACUUUACUAAGCAUCAACACUCAUACUAAAGUGAAUAAACAUGGCAAUACUUUUGGCUAGAGAAAACUUUUCCAAUAUAAGAGAAUUCAUCCUGGGGAUAAGCUUUUUGCAAGUCAAUAUGAAUAUAUAAUUAUUUAAAUAUAACAAAUAAAUAAGUUGAGAGUGUAAUCUCUGAUCAUUUGUAGUUUCUUGAGUAAAAUACGUAACAUUGACUUUCACAAGCAAAAUAGUUUUGUCUCCGUCACCUUUUGAAAUUGGAAUGUCUGAUGUUCCUGUUUUCAUAGAGUGCAUGUUCUUGCUCUGUUUUAAUUAUCCUGCAUCAUCUCAUGUAAACAACAACAGGCAAGAGGAUCAGGAAAUCUCAAUGUGAAGCAAAUUUGAUCCCAGAGUUAUCCCCAAGACUUGUUUGGAUGAUGCCCAUGGAGGGCAUUUGGCUCUGGAUGUGUAUAACUUAACCAAUGCAGAAUGGGUCAAAGUGAGCUAUGGUGUGUACUUAUGGGAGUGAACGCUGGAAACUGGGUGGGGAAGCAAGGCAGAGAGCAUGUAGGUGGAGGUCAUGGGAAAGAUGAGAUGGGGACAGUUCUGUCUUCAGAGCCCGCUGACUGGAAAGAGAAAAGAGAUGAGUGCUUCAGGAGAAUAAUUUUGCAUUCUGAUAAGAGAGAAUGAAUAGAAAGAAGCAAAGAUUUAUCAAGUGCUGACUGUGUGCCAAAUUCACUUGGGCAAAAAAGCAAAGGGAAAUUCUGUGUCAUCCAGCAGCUCAUAUUGUGUUUGGGGGAGCCUAUAUAUAAAGGAAGAUGGAACUCCUGGGGGAUGGUGGGUUUUAUGAUGUUUUUCCAGAUUAUGUGUAGUUACAGUUUUUCAUAAUCAUUUUCUGGCACUUUGUGAUCCAUGUUCUCUUCCUCCCUCCCUGACCCAGUAGAUAUACGAUAUAGAUUGUACAUGUCUUGUCCCAUUAGGAAAGCAGACACAUUUUGCUUACACUAGGGAAAAAUCUCAUGAAGGAAAUGAAGAAUGGCACGCGUCAGUCUGCAUUCAGACUGUAACUUCCUUCUAGAACAGUGGCCAAUCUUUGUCGUCCUGGUUCCCUGCAUUGCUGAUGGUUAAAUCUGUCCCAGCUGAUCAUUGGGCUUUAUCGUUAUGGUGUACAGUGCUCCACUGAGUCUGCUCACUACUUUGUAUCUCUUCAUAUAAAUCCAGGGUUUUUGUGAUCAUCCCAUUCAUUUCUAAUGACAUGGUAGUAUUCCAUUACGAUCAUGUACCACAGCUCGUUCAGCCAUUCCCUAACUGAUGAGCAUCCCUUCGGUGUCCAGUUCUUUGUCACCACAAAAAGAGCUGCUCUAAAUCUUUUGGUACAGGUAGGUGCUGUUCUGCCGUCUCUAAUCUCUUUGGGAAGCAGACCUAGUGCUGGUCUCGCUGGGUUAAAGGGUGUGCACAGUUUAAUGGCCCUUUGGAUAGGGUUCCAAAUUGCUCUCCAGCAUGGUUCUAUCAGUUCACAGCUCCACCAACAGUAUAUUAGUGUCCACAAUGUGACCAUAUUCCUUUUAUGGUCAUAUUAGCCAUUUUGAUAGAGGUUAGCUAGUCCUGCAGAGUUGUUUUAAUUUGCAUUUCUUACUCGAUCUAGAACAUUUUUAUAUGGCUAAUAGUUUUGAUUUCUUUAUCUAAGAACUGCCUGUUCCUGUCAGUUGACCAUUUACCAGUUGGGAAUGCCGCGGAUUCUGAGAAAUUUGAUUCGGUUCUCUGGGUAUUUGAGAAAUGAGGUUGCUACAAAGCUUUCCCCAUUUUUUUCGUUUCCCUUCUAAUCUUGGUUGUACUGGUUAUGUUUGUACAAAAGCUUUAAUGUAGUCAAAGUGAUCUAUUUUAUCCAGUGGGGGGAUGAUAAUGACUGCUUCUCUACAUACAGGGUUUAGAGGCUGAUUAGGGGGCAAAGCCCUAUGGUAGUUAGGGGCAUCAUCCAUGCAGAUGGCAGGGUCUGGUGGGUAUAGUAUCAUUGCAGAGGUAAGGCUAAGACUUUCCUCUUGCCCAAAAGAUUCUCAUUGGUACCUCCUUUCCCAGCCAGGAGCUGCAGCGGAAGGAAGAGCCCAAGGGUCAGUGGAGAGUAGGAACUUUGGACCAGAGACUUGUAAUAGUGAUAGGGGCUGCCAUUUUCCAGCUGUUGUGGGCUUCUCCUGCUACAAGCAUAAAUACCCGCCAUGUCCUAAUCCUAACUUCCUUCAUCCAAGAUGUCGAAAAGCCAACAAGGAAAAAUUCUGUCCUGGAGAUGGUACCCUCUCCUACAUUUCAAAUGAUGGGCAGGUCCUGGGUAAACAACCGUUACUUCCUAGACAGCUAUUAUUACUAUUCCUCUUUCACUGAUCAGGACACAGGCUAGCAAAGGUUAAUUGACUUGCCCUGGAUUACCCAGUUGUAACAGAUUUAGUCAGGAGUUGUACUUAUGUUUCCUACCUGAAGGCCAACAUUCUGCUGUUGAAGAGAAAAGCCAAAAUGGCCAGGAUCAAAAAUGUAAAAGUAGGCAUCACAAGAAAUAUGCACUCCAACUUCAACAGUGUAAAUGGAAAGGACAACUCCAAAACCCUGAAAAGAUGAGAGAACAAGCCCAGUCCAGCCUUUCAGAAGGUGGGGGUCCACAAAUGCUAUGCAUUGCAUGUGUUCUGACUCUUUCUACUGUGUCUUGGUUGUGAGAAUAAAGAAUAUUAGAAGUGAUUUUGUCUAACUAGAUGCAGCUUAAACAUAGAACUCCUCCAUGUUUCUAUAGUCCAGAUUUGACUUUAACAUACAUGUCAUUCUUAACAUUCAGUAUCCAGAAACGUCUCAUCCAUUUGAAAUUUUUAAAAAAUAAAUUGUUACUUCCUUGUAGUUUUUUAAAAACCAGUUACAUGUAAUAACAAUCUUCCCACAAGUUUUCUGAAGUUAUAAGAUCCAAAUUGUCUCUCUCCCUUCCCUCCUCUUCCUUCCCAGAGAUGGUAAGCAAUUUGAUCUGGAUUAUACAUGUAUUAUCAUGCAAAACAUUCCCAUAUUAUUCAUUGUUGUAAGAGAAUAUUCAUAUAAAACCCAAACCCCCAAAAUAAAAACUCAAGUUAAACAAAA
Molecule: messenger RNA, 5391 nt
Organism: Monodelphis domestica (gray short-tailed opossum)
Lineage: Eukaryota; Metazoa; Chordata; Mammalia; Didelphimorphia; Didelphidae
Biological process (GO): regulation of transcription by RNA polymerase II
Molecular function (GO): RNA polymerase II cis-regulatory region sequence-specific DNA binding; DNA-binding transcription factor activity
Source: RefSeq, a predicted model, not a curated record